This is a messenger RNA of Auanema sp. JU1783, 1578 nucleotides long. The record is from the annotation of a GenBank genome assembly. NCBI's taxonomy places the organism in Eukaryota, Metazoa, Nematoda, Chromadorea, Rhabditida, Rhabditidae.
AUGCAUCGAUGGCUGUUUUUGGCGGCAUUGCUGCUAGUCAAACAAGGAUCAGCUUUUCAAAAUGAUACAGAUCAAGGCAUUUUCAAAGUUUUCCGAGUCUCUCCUACUUCAGAAACGCAUCUCAAGCAUCUCAUUCACAUCUUCGAAACAGCUCCUUCUGAAAAAGCUGAUUUCUGGCAUGCCCCUAGCCAAGUUAAUGGCACUGUGGACGUUAUGAUCUCUCCAGAAUAUACUUUUGAUUUCGAACAGUUCCUGUUGGAACAUCAAUUCCCUUAUCAUAUUGCAAUUGAAGAUCUACGAAAAAUGCUUAUUGAGAAAGAGUCCAUUAUUGAAAAACAUCUUGAUGAUGACAGUCUGCAAGACAUCGAAUUGAAGGAACAGACAGUCAAGCGCUUCUUGCGGUUACAUGAUGAUGCUGGCACAGGAUUCAUGAGUAAAAUCAAAAUGGGAGAAUACUAUUCUUAUCACACAAUCUGCCAAUGGAUGCAACGAAUUGCCGAAAAACUCCCGGAAAUUGCGACUGUCGUUGACAUUGGAAAGACCGUAGAGGGACGUCGUAUACUAGGACUUAAAUUUGGCAAAGAACGACCAGAUAAGAAAGCAAUUAUCUUAGACGCUGGAAUUCAUGCUCGUGAAUGGACUGCUGUACAUACUUCCAUGUACAUCAUUAACACAAUUGUGAAUCAAAGAACUUCCAAUGCCCAAGUCUCCUCAUACUUGAACGACCUUAUCAUUUACGUUUUCCCUGUUCUCAAUCCUGAUGGUUACGAAUUCACCAGAACUGACACUACUAAUCCAAGAGCACGCAUGUGGCGCAAAUCACGAUCACCUGCGAGAUGUGCCUUUGAUGGAAUCAGCAACGCAUGUUGUCAAGGUGUUGACUUGAACAGAAACUUCGGCUUCCGCUUUGGAGAGAUCGGAGCUUCUAAGUAUCCAUGCUCUGAAAUAUAUCACGGACCAUCCGCCUUCAGUGAACCUGAAACUAUAGCAAUCAGCGAGUUCAUGCUCAGCCAAAAGGAACGUCUUCAAGCUUAUAUCACUCUUCAUGCCUAUUCACAACUUUGGAUUUACUCUUAUUCACAUCGUAAAUUUACAUAUGCACCUGAUAUUGCUGAAACAAGAAGAGUUGCUGCGAAGGCUGUUGAAGCUCUUGGCAAACUGUACGGAACCAAGUAUAGACAUGGCACUGGGCCAGAAAUUAUUUACGCUUUCUCAGGAGGGAGCACAGAUUGGGCUAAGGAAACACUCAAAACCAAGUACUCGUAUACGAUCGAAGUCAGACCAACUUAUGAAGAAUGGAAUGGAUUUGUCUUGGAGAAGAAUCAACUCAUCCCAACAGCCAAAGAAACAUGGGCCGGAAUACAAGUAGUCAUUGAUGAAGUUCAAAAACAAUUCAGAGAUGGGAUAGUUAGCGAGCAGAAGCUCAACAGGAUACGCCAAGAGCGAUGCGCUGAUAGACUGGCAGGCUGCCAAUCAUGGUUGAAAGCAUCACCAAAUCUGUGCACCGCUGCGCCGCAAUCUAUGGUCAGGGACUGUGCCAAAAGUUGCAACCUAUGUCAUAAGAUCGCGGUGGCUUAG